GGGGUGCAAUAUAUAUUUUAACUUUUGUAACGAAUUCAUCAACGUGUAUUGCGUAACGAGUAAAAAGUUAAUGAAUAACGUGUGUCAAAUGUUACAGCGCAAUCAAAUCAAAUCGUGCCAGUGCCGCAUGCAUAGACUGCAUACGUAAGCUUUCAGGCAGAUCAGGACUUAACAGGGUUAGGAUCUGCACUUCAACGUUUUAAGUUCGCGUGAAGGAUGUUCUUUAUUUCGCUGCUCGUCUCUGCAACUUCCUUAUUGAUGCCAUCGUCCGCUUCCACGGCCGUUGCGUCAUCAGCUUCAUUGGCACCCGUGAUCUCUUUAACAACAACCGUAGCAGUUGCACCAUCCCCAUCUAGUUUUCUUAUGUUAACUUCGGUUAGAACAAAGGUCUCCUCCUCUGCCCCUGCCACGGUAUCACCAAGGGUGUCACCAAGUAAUACCCAGACAUCCUCCGUUUCGCCGAGUGCAUUUUCUGUGAGUUCCUCCACCACUGUUUCACCAGCUGGCAAGCCUGGAAACUCAACAAAUCUCAUUACUCCUACUUCCUCGUCACUUGUUAGAACACAGGUCUCCUCCUCUGCCCCUGCCACGGUAUCACCGAGGUUAUCACCAAGUAAUACCCAGACAUCCUCCGUUUCGCCGAGUGUAUUUCCUGUGAGUUCCUCCACCACUGUUUCACCAGCUGGCAAGCCUGGAAACUCAACAAAUCUCAUUACUCCUACUUCCUCGUCACUUGGUGGAAGUGCGUCGGCAUCACCUGGUGCUAAUCCGUGUGGAAAGAACAACGGAGGUUGUGCCCACCACUGUGUCAGAUAUGGAUCUGAAUACAAUUGUUCUUGUAGCGCUGGUUUUAAGCUGGAAAGCGAUCUUCACAACUGCACAGAUAUAGACGAGUGUAACAACACAUCUGGCGGCCAUAAAUGUGCGCAUAUUUGCGUCAACACCGAGGGGAGCUUUGCAUGUGCUUGCAGAACAAGAUACAAACUUGAAAAUGAUGGUCUGACAUGCAAAAAAGUUCCCAAGACUUCGCCGACCGAUAAAGCUACGUCAGACGACAUGGAAUGGGAUUGGGUGGUGUUAGGGAUUGUGAUAGGAGCGGUGGCAUUUGCGAUUCUCUGUCUGAUCUUGGGAAUAAUUUCCAAAAGAGUGAUGGGGAAGCGAAGGAAAGAAAACAUCAACUCUCAAGAGAUGACUGCUGUGAAAACCACAAGCUCAGUGGCGGCAACCAAUUCAGUGGCAAUCGAAUCAUAAAAGUGGAUUUGAAAGGAUUGUCCAAGAUGACUAAAAUCAUACAUCUUCUAACCUGUACUGUAAAAAUACAUAUCUGAUAGCCAAGUGAUAAGAGAAGGGAAGAAAAAUGUCACUGGGGUGUUUGUUUUCAUGUAGAAAUAAUUUUGAAAUAGAUGCAUAAAACUUCUGAGGUCAGGAAAGAAAAUUCGUAUUUUGAGCUCAAUGGUAAUGAAAGGGUUUAUAACAAAUAAGGAUCGUUACACAGUGUUAUGAUGAAACUAGAUACCACUUGGCUUAGGGAACAAGUGCUGUUUCAUGCAAAUCCCGUUUUCAAAGAUUUCCUGAAGCUGCACGGAUUUGUUUUCAUAGUCACUGAAGUUGUUUAGUCGCAAGCCUGAUCGAGCCCGUGUUGCUUAGCAACUUUAGUGACACCAUGCGUACCUGUUAUACUUGAGUGCUCGGUCUAUGCUUUCAGUGGACAAAACUCUUUGCGGAAUAUGGCGCUUGUUUCUUUCCUUUAAUGAACUAGCAGUCUGUCGAAACUGUAUUCCAAGAUUGGGUUGUGUUAUUUGUGCUAUUUUGUAUUUAAAUCGUAAAUUUCUGAAUGUCAUAUCAUUGAAGUGGCAUUGCUAUUUACAUGGAGUUGUACCUUUUCUUUUUGAUUCUGUACGUAAGCAGUUUGCUGUUAAGAGUGCACUUAAUUUUCAAUUUAAUUUCAGUCUAGCUACAAUCAGAGACAAAGCCUUUUACAGUGGAACCCCGCCUUACAGUCUCCUCGUUAAUACGGUCACCUCGUUAUUACGGCCACUUUUUUUUGUCUCGGCGAAACGCCAUACAUUUUCCUAUAAGAAGUCCCGUUAAUGCGGCCACCCUGUUAACGUGUCCACCCCGUUAAUGCGGCCCAAUUUUCGAGGUGGGCAGUUGGUGAUCGUAUUGACGGGGUUCCACUGUACUACAAAUUGGCAUUCUCCAUGAAAAUGUCAGGCUUUAAUUUUAGUUAGAAAAAAAACGCUAAAAAAAGUUGUCUUUAAAAAAAGUUUGCAAAAGUUAUUAGAAAGGGAUACAAAUUAUUUUGUAAGGAUAAAAUAGCAGGUGGGAUAGAAAAUGUAAUUUUUACAGUGCAAGAAUAGCUUUUCUGAAUAAUUGUAAUAAAAAACUUUAUCGUAAGACUUCA
Orbicella faveolata is the source of this 2404-nucleotide messenger RNA. RefSeq lists its product as uncharacterized. Gene Ontology annotation, cellular component: cell surface. The record is from RefSeq and is a predicted model, not a curated record. Gene Ontology annotation, biological process: signal transduction. NCBI's taxonomy places the organism in Eukaryota, Metazoa, Cnidaria, Anthozoa, Scleractinia, Merulinidae. Gene Ontology annotation, molecular function: calcium ion binding.